AUGACGUCGGUGGGAGCGACGGCGCGGGGUCGGGUGACGCCAGCGACGCGCUCGAUCGCGCGCGCGGCGCGCGGACGCGAUCGACGCGCGGUGCGCGCGCGCGCCGUCGGUGAGGUUCUCCUCGACGUCGUGGAUCUUCGCGCGAAAGUCGCGGAGACUGGGGAAGAGAUUCUCCGAGGGGUGAACCUGACGAUUCGCGAGGGCGAGACGCACGCGAUCAUGGGGAAGAAUGGCUCGGGGAAGAGCACGCUGACAAAGGUGUUGGUGGGACACCCGGCGUAUGAAGUGAUCUCGGGGACGGCGACGCUGAAGGGGGAGGAUCUGUUCGCGAUGGAACCGGAGGCGCGCGCGCGGGCGGGGCUGUUCUUGUCGUUUCAGUCGCCGAUCGAAGUCCCGGGGGUGUCCAACACGGAUUUCCUGCGAAUGAUGUGUAACGAGCGAAGAAAGGCGCGGGGGGAGGAAGAAUUGGAUCCUCUGGAGUUCUACGGGUUUCUCACGCCGAAAUUGGAGCAAUUGAACAUGGAUCCAAGCUUUUUGACGCGCAACGUGAACGAGGGGUUCUCGGGCGGGGAAAAGAAGCGAAACGAGAUCCUGCAGUUGGCGGUGAUGGAGAGCGAGAUGAGCAUUCUGGACGAGAUCGACUCCGGUUUGGACGUUGACGCGCUCCGGGACGUGGCCAAGGCGGUGAACAUUCUGCGAGAGGGCGAUAAGGCGCUCUUGCUCAUCACGCACUACCAGCGCCUCCUCGACGCCAUUCAUCCGGACAAGGUGCACAUCAUGCAAAAGGGUCAGAUCGUGCAAACGGGAGGCAUCGAACUCGCGACUCAGCUCGAGGAAGGUGGCUUCGCGUCGCUCGCGAAUUAA
Molecule: messenger RNA, 864 nt
Organism: Ostreococcus tauri
Lineage: Eukaryota; Viridiplantae; Chlorophyta; Mamiellophyceae; Mamiellales; Bathycoccaceae
Product: ABC transporter, conserved site
Exons: 1
Coding region: 1-864 (287 amino acids)
Molecular function (GO): ATP hydrolysis activity; ATP binding
Source: RefSeq, a predicted model, not a curated record